CACCGAAGGACAAGCAAAUCUUGCGAAAAAGUCUUGCUGGUCCGAGCAAGACACAUCUGCCAGCUCAUUUUCUCGCGCCACACUGGACAAAGAGCGAGAGAGGCAGAAGAGUGCGGCUGGAAGAUCAUCCGCACUUAUAUCCCGCAGUGGAGAGGUGCCGCACACGUGGUAUCGUCACCCCGGAAAGAACCAAGGCUAGGCAAGUGGAGGCCUUUGCUCGCCGUUUGGUCACCUCGAAACUCGGGCGGAACCUCUUUUGGCGUCGUUGCGGGAGAUGUGACAGUCGUCGAGCCGUGCAGGAGCGCAACAGAAGAGCAGCAGGAGCGACGACAUGGCUCCAAACCAUCCGCAAGCGCCCGCGGUCGUCAUAGUCGCUAGACAUGGCAUGCGCCUGGACGCCGCCGACCAGUCCUGGCAUCUGUCCACUCCAGCGCCCUACGACCCUCCGCUGACCUACGGCGGCUGGAAUCAAUGCCGGGCAUUGGGCACGAGAAUCGCCAGUCUGCUCCACGCGCGUGAGCACGAGUUCAACAAUGCACAGAGCACGCCGGGCGCGGAUGGCGCGAAUGGGACGCAUGGUUCCAAGCGAAAGAGGAAGAAGCACAAAGUGGUAAUCCAUACAUCGCCGUUCUUGCGAUGUCUACAGACCAGUGUGGCCAUAUCGGCUGGCAUGGCACAGUUUGAAGAGCCAGGAGAUAAGAAAGGCAGCAGGCCAAGGACUCCCGCGCAGAUGCAUUCGGCGCUGCAUUCUCCGAGACUACAUGCCAUGAGUGGAUCAACGUCGCCCAGUCUUGCCCCCAUCUCCGAGCCCAGGCAUGAUCUGGCGCAUCAGCUGGCUCGAAGGACUUUGGCAGAGCACAAGAGGUAUAGAAAGGCGAAGAUACGAGUCGACGCUUUCCUGGGAGAAUGGCUGAACCCUCAAUACUUUGAUCAUAUAACUCCCCCUCCACCCAGCCCUCUCAUGGUUGCAGGAGCGAAAGCGGAGCUUAUGCAGAACGAAACGGUUGACCUCUUCACACCAACAGUCUCGCAUCGAUCUUCCAACAACAGCCUAUGGAGUGGUGGGAACACGAGAUCGCAGGGCAGCCGAGAGAGCACUUUGGACGACUGGAGCCAUGUCACAAAUGCAUUGCACGCGCCAACUGCGCGGAGAGAUCGCUCCAACAGCGCCAGCAGCGUCGGGAGCAAUGACAGUCACCACAGCCACCACAGUGCAUCUGGCCGCAGAUCGCCAUUUCGACCUGGCCACACCUUGCAACCUCUCACAUCGACGAUUCCGAAACCCGAGUAUUCAGUCUAUCACCCGCCGAUUCCUUCGUACGCGAUCUCGAACUCCGACCACAUCCCUCGAGGCUAUGUUUCGCACGCUCGCAACGCUACUGUGAAUGUCGAUUACCAUUGGGACAGCAGUCGCUCCCCGCUGAACUGGGGUGAUGGUGGAAAAUUUGGCGAGGAAUGGUCAUCGAUGCACAAACGUUUCCGGAGGGGCUUGAACAACCUCGUCGAAUGGUAUUCGUUGCACGAUACGAGCGACCGUGCGGAGGAUGCACUAGGACUUGAACAAGCAGACAGACCCCACAUAGUGUCUCACGAUGAACAGGAGGAGGAGGAUCUAGUUGUAGUUCUGGUGACACAUGGCGCUGGCAGCAAUGCACUCAUCGGAGCACUGACCAGCCAACCUGUUCUGCUGGAUGUCGGCAUGAGCAGCUUGACAGUGGCUGUUCGCAGACCUGAUGCACCGCCUUUGACGCUGCACCAUACCUCAACUGCCACCGAUGGGUCAUCAAGUGAGCCCGUUGAUCCUGCACCAAUGCUGAGAAGGCGAAGUGCCUACGAUAUCGGGUUGAGCGAGAUAUACGAGAUGAAGCUCGUGGCAUCCUCCGAGCACUUGCGACCUGGAGUCGACCCUACGAAGUUGGCAACGUCGAACGCUGCCUCCGACAUCAAGACUGCCAAAGAAGCUUUGGCAAAAUACAAGCGAACGGGAGGCGGCGCACAUGCUGAAGCUGGUGCAGGAAUUGAUGCGAACUGGGACUUGGGAGAACCAAAGCCGCCGACAGGCCCAACAAGAACAAGCAGCAAUUCUGCUCUAGGUUCUAUAAGGCGCCCGAGUGUGCCAACGAUGAACAGGAGCAACUCACAUCCUGUCGAGACCAUCUCAACCCCACCUACCUUCACAACUGGCCUGUGGACGCCACCUUCUGGCCGUGGUACUCCCAUACUCGAUGCGCAGAAAGCGAAAGAGAAUGGCGAUGCUUUGUUCGCUCCACCCAAGGAUAGUCCCGGCCGUGUGAGCUUUGAACAGGACCUGUCACCUGACUCAGCGCCAAACAGCACCAAUAACGUAGCUACGAAGUCUAAUCCGCAGGUUGACGCAGCCGACAAGGAGCAGCGCAGGAUUGUCGAUAGUGUGAUGGGCGAUGACCGCAGUUCAGAGGAUGCAAAGCAUCUGGCCCAGGAAGCCGCGGACGAACCGACCGAUCUGCCGCUAGUCGCGAAAGAUGUUCCAACUUCGCUCAGUCGAGGUCUCUCCGUGAAAGGUUUGUGGGGUCGGCCACAAUUUGAACGCACGCAGUCUGAGGACAAAGUCGCCAGAGCUUGGAACAAGUCUGAGCCUAAGAGGCGCUGGACAAUCAACGAGCAUGACUAAUGUAUACGAGACACCCAGCAUGGCGUUAUGUAAAGCAUGAGCGGACGUCGAAAUGAUAAUGAGAUAUCCCACUCUCGCUGAGUCACGUGUUUCUCGCUGUGAAUCAAAUUACAGCUUCAAGUACAUUUGCGAUAGCGCCAAGCAAAGAGGAGAGUCGCAUCCGGCCGGCCGAGACCACGACUCCUCUAUGGCUGAG
Molecule: messenger RNA, 2846 nt
Organism: Cercospora beticola
Lineage: Eukaryota; Fungi; Ascomycota; Dothideomycetes; Mycosphaerellales; Mycosphaerellaceae
Source: RefSeq, a predicted model, not a curated record